Molecule: messenger RNA, 2246 nt
Organism: Rhinolophus ferrumequinum (greater horseshoe bat)
Lineage: Eukaryota; Metazoa; Chordata; Mammalia; Chiroptera; Rhinolophidae
Product: heparan sulfate glucosamine 3-O-sulfotransferase 3A1
Exons: 2
Coding region: 767-1987 (406 amino acids)
Molecular function (GO): [heparan sulfate]-glucosamine 3-sulfotransferase activity
Source: RefSeq, a predicted model, not a curated record
CGGCCUGGGAGGCGGCGGGGGAGCGCCUGAGAGCACAGUGGCCGCGGCCGCUGACAGGUCCCGCGCAGCCGGACUCUGCCACGCGACUCCCAGGUGGGGCGAGAGAGCACUUUGGAGCAGCAGGGAGCUCACCAAGAGGGGUGGACUGCUCGGCGCGGGCCUUCUGGCUCCCGCUUGUGCAGAGGGACUCCAGGGGACUUCGCCCGAGAGCCGAGAGGGCGCGCCCAGGCGGACCAGGGGAGCAAGGAAGCCGCGGCUGGGAGGCACGUUCGCUUGCCGCUAUCUGGAGAGCACGGAGCUCUGCAGUCCCGGAGCGGCGCGUCCCCUCACCCGGACGGAGCGAGGGAUGCACGGUCACUGAGCAGAGAUUGGUGACGAGAGGUCGCUCGGGGCCGGCGCUGAGACGCACGCCUUCUCCACUGCCGCCAAGACUCCCAUUUCUGCGAGUCUCAGGGGACUGGGGCGCCAAGCGCUGCCCCAAGCCUUGGAACUUGGCGAAUCUAAGACGAUGGUUUCUUAAGCACGGCACCACGUCCCUCUUCCUGUCCCCUCGAUCGGAGGCAGGGAUCCCUUGCAGGGCUCCCGGGAUUCCGUCUCCCCGAGGAGCCCCGGCUGCCGCCUCCCGGGGCAGCUCGCACGGCCGCAGGGACGCACGGGCGAUGCGGCCUCGGUCCAGCGCUCAGGCCUUCCUGGAGGAUGUCAUGGCACCUGGCGGAGUCCCGGCCUAGCAUGGCCCGCGUGCUGCCCGACGUCGCCUCCGGCUAGGAUGGCCCCUCCGGGCCCGGCCGGCGCCCACCCCACCUCCGCGGAGCCGCUGUCCCGCAGCAUCUUCCGGAAGUUCUUGCUGAUGCUCUGCUCCCUGCUCACGUCCCUUUACGUCUUCUACUGCCUGGCCGAACGCUGUCAGACCCUGUCGGGUCCCGUCGUGGGGCUGUCCGGCGGCGGCGAGGAGGCGGGGGCCCCUGGUCGCGGUGUCCUGGCCGAAGGCCCGAGGGAGCUGGCGGUGUGGCCCGCGGCGGCGCAGAGAAAACGCCUCCUGCAACUGCGGCAGUGGCGGAGGCGCCGGCGGCCCUCGCGGCGCGAAAGUGGCGAGGAGGCCGCCUGGGAAGAAGAGACCCCGGGGCUGGCCGGGGGUCCCGGCGGUUCCGGAGCCGGGAGCAGCGUGGCCGAGGCCCCUCCGGGGACCCUGGCGCUGCUGCUGGACGAAGGCAGCAAGCAGCUGCCGCAGGCCAUCAUCAUCGGCGUGAAGAAGGGUGGCACGCGGGCACUGCUCGAGUUCCUGCGCGUGCACCCCGACGUGCGCGCCGUGGGCGCCGAGCCCCACUUCUUCGACCGCAGCUACGACAAGGGCCUCGCCUGGUACCGGGACCUGAUGCCGAGAACCCUGGAGGGGCAGAUCACCAUGGAGAAGACGCCCAGUUACUUUGUCACGCGGGAAGCGCCCGCGCGCAUCUCGGCCAUGUCCAAGGACACCAAGCUCAUCGUGGUGGUGCGGGACCCGGUGACCAGAGCCAUCUCGGACUACACGCAGACGCUCUCCAAGAGGCCCGACAUCCCCACCUUCGAGAGCUUGACGUUCAAAAACAGAACCACGGGCCUCAUCGACACGUCGUGGAGCGCCAUCCAGAUCGGCAUCUACGCCAAGCACCUGGAGCACUGGCUGCGCCACUUCCCCAUCGGCCAGAUGCUCUUCGUGAGCGGGGAGCGGCUCAUCAGCGACCCCGCCGGCGAGCUGGGCCGCGUGCAGGACUUCCUGGGCCUCAAGAGGAUCAUCACCGACAAGCACUUCUACUUCAACAAGACCAAGGGCUUCCCCUGCCUGAAGAAGGCCGAGGGCAGCAGCAAACCCCACUGCCUGGGCAAGACCAAGGGCAGGACCCACCCGGAGAUCGACCGCGAGGUGGUGCAGAGACUGCGGGACUUCUACCGGCCUUUCAACCUCAAGUUCUACCAGAUGACGGGGCACGACUUUGGCUGGGAUGGAUAACAAUAUAAUUUAAAAAGAAAAAAUAAUAUCAAAAUAUAAUAUAUUUUUUUACCAAUCGGUAGAGAAAAGGCAGUUUAAUAUUUGUGCUGAAAAUAUUGGUUUCAGUAUUUUUUUCAAUGAAUGUUAAAAGAGAGUUCUCACCUCCACCCUGAUCUUCGUGUUUAACAGACACCAAACAGUUGGAUAAACAAAAAAAGAAAACUUUACUCAUCUAAAUACUUCCAAUUUUUAUUUUAUGUUUUAUAUACAUAAUUAUAAA